AUGGCGAAGCCGCGUAGCAACAAAGCUGGCAAGAAGGCGGAGGAAGGUGAUCGCGGGAAGGGGACGGAAACGAAUGUACCUGACGUACCUGUGCUGGAUGAUGCUGACAAGAGCCGGUCUACUCCAUCAGCGUCGCCUGCCGUGAUUGGCCCCUUUGAAGACCUGCUUGAUCUGCAAAAAAAGACGGACGAUGCUGCAGGCUCUGGCGAAGAUGCUGCUGCAGACGUGAUUGGAGUGGAAGGACAAGAUCAAGAGCUGGCGGAAGAAGGUGCUGCUGAUACGGACAAAAAGGAGGAGGUUGAAGAGGACCUGUCUGAUCCGGCCCCUGAGGAUGACGAAGAUGGGUAUCUGAGCGAUGACUCAGAUGAACACCUGGAGCCUGCCUCGCUUUCCAGUGCUUUGGCCCUGAAACGUUUCUCACUAACCUUACUGGUGCCGAUCCUCAGGAAAGUAGAAGUCAAGCGAGCUGCUAUGACGAUCGCUGCGCUGCUGGAUGACUGGAAGGACCAGUUAACUCCGGAUGUGCUGCAGACAACGACCUACCAGGACUUAACGCCGACCUUCUUUUCUGGCACGCGCUACGGUCGGCUGCAAGUCACGUUUAAUCAUGUCAGGGACGCGAACUUCGUGUGGAACCAAGUCAUCAAACACGAAUGUGUUAAUGGGGACAUCAUCGACCUUACCUGGCAGUUUCCUGAAGAUGCGCGUUUCCUCCGUAAACGUGUUCUGAACCCGUCGGCGCUGGAGGUGGUGGUCAAGGGUGUGCCGGCCGAGAUCACCGCGGAGCUUAUCCGCCACUUGCUGGUUGUGUCAAAGCUCGUCAAACGCGGCAGGAGCGCGUUCGCCAGUGGUUUUGGCUUUCACCGUACGCUGGAUCCGGUCUCAGGACUUGAUACUGACCGUAUUCGCGGGCUGGUGGCUCCUCAUGCUGACGAUGAGUAUCGCUGGAGGUAUUUCGUGGAGGAACCGACGACGAAGAAGCGCUUCCUGCUCCAUUACCCCUCACUCAUCUGCGAGUUUUGCAGCGUUGUUCUCACCUCCACGGGGGGGAUGCGGGAGGAAUGGGUGUGUGUGCAGACCGUGUGCGAGAAGGCGCAGGGGAAUCGGUUUGAGCAGGCAGUGGCUCACGUUGCAUCUGCCAAGCACAAGGGGAGUCUGCGUGCAGACGGAGCGGCAACUCGCGCCAGCAAGCAUUCGCAGAAAAUGGCAGCCUUCAAGAAGGAUUUCAUUGUCAAGCCGGCAGCGAAGUAA
Closterium sp. Naga37s-1 is the source of this 1251-nucleotide messenger RNA. NCBI's taxonomy places the organism in Eukaryota, Viridiplantae, Streptophyta, Zygnematophyceae, Desmidiales, Closteriaceae. The record is from the annotation of a GenBank genome assembly.